ACUUCCCAUUUGGAUUCUGCUAUGGCAGAUGAAUGAUUGAUGGCAUUCAUCAUCAAAGUCGCUACAAGAAUCAGAACAAGAGCACCCCAUUUCCUCUUCCCUCUUAUCCUACACCCACCUCUCCCUCCUUUCCCUACACGCCCAAUCUCCUCCUCUUCCUCAUCGAUUCCAAAAACCCACCUCCAAAAUCACCCUCUUUUCCCUCUUGAAUCCUCCCCAAAUGCUCUUCUCUAUGAAUCCAGCGACUUUGAAUCCGAUGGCACUGAGCCGUUAGACUCAGCGAACCCCGGUCUUGAUGGGUUCCUCCAAAUUCUAUCCCAGACCAAGGAACUAUCAUCAAAUGAAGAUUCCAUUGCCUUUCUUGAAGAGACCGGUGUCCGACCCACAAGCAGUUUGGUCUAUGAGGCUAUGCGGGUGGUGAGGAAUGAUUGGAAAUUGGCAUUUUUGGCUUUCAGUUGGGGUGAGAAAUGUGGUUGUGGCAGUGUUGGAGCUUGGAAUUUGAUGAUUUGGAUUUUGGGUAAGCAGAGGAAGUUCCAUGUUGCGUGGCAGCUGGUGCGCGACAUGCACCGGUCUGCGAUCACGACCCACCGGGCGUUGCUCAUCUUGAUAGAGAGGUACGCAGCUGCCAAUGAUGCAAGCAAAGCUAUUAGAACAUUCGAAGCCAUGGAUAAGUUCAGAAUAAUUGCAGAUUCAACGGCAUUCUAUACCCUUCUUCGCACUUUAUGCAAGCACAAUAAUAUCGAGGAGGCUGAGGAGUUUAUGUUUCUAAAUAAGAAGCUUUUCCCAUUGGAAACAGAAAGUUUCAACAUAAUCCUAAAUGGGUGGUGUAACAUCAUUGUCGAUGAGGUUGAGGCAAAGAGAGUGUGGAGAGAAAUGUCGAAUUGUUGCAUCACUCCGGACGGUACUUCAUAUACCCACAUGAUUUGUUGUUUCUCGAAGGUUGGGAAUCUCUUUGAAUCAUUGAGACUCUAUGACGAAAUGAAGAAGAGGGGUUGGGUUCCGGGCCUUGUGGUUUACAACUCGCUUAUAUACGUGCUAACGAAAGAAAAUUGCAUGAAGGAAGCACGCAAUCUCCUUCAUAAAAUUAUAGAAGUGGGUCUCAAGCCAGAUGCGGACACUUUCAAUUCUAUCAUUUAUCCUCUAUGUGAAGCACAAAAGCUGGAGGAAGCACGGAUUGUAUUGGAUGAAAUGGUGAAGAAGGGGCUUGAUCCAACUGUCGGGACCUACCAUGCGUUAGCCAAUGUGGAAGAUAUGGAUGGGACAUUGAAUCUUAUUAACAGGAUGAGGGAAGUUGGGUGUGGCCCAGAUAGCUCCACUUAUCUCAUUGUUCUUAAUAAGUUCUUCAGGUGGGGCCUACCAGAAAACAUGUUAAUAAUUUGGACUGAAAUGAGGAAGCAUGAUGUAGUCCCUGACUCCGAACAUUACAUUGUGCUGGUACAAGGACUGGCAACAUGUGGAUGGCUUUAUAAAGCUAGGGAAUUUUAUGAUGAAAUGAAAUCUAGGGGAUUUCGUGAUGAUCCUAAGAUCGAGAAGCUUUUGAAGGAGUUGGAAGCAAGAGAAAAAAAUUGUAGAGAGGGGAAGGAGAUAAACGAUGAAGGAGACAUCCAUGCAGCACGUAGAAGAGGAAAGACGUUGGGGAUGAAAGCAUGGAAACCUAUCAGGAAAGUAGAAAACAUAGCAAAGCAUUUGAAACAGUGAAGGAGAGGGUUGAAACAGAUGGCUGCAUUUGGAUGCUUGAUUUGAAUUGGACUGCGAUAAGUCUAUUCAACGAAGUGGAAAUGACUCACAUGGGGCCAGCGGCACUCCAUUUGUAAUGGAGGACUAACACACCCAAUUAGCAAUUCAAGUUGUUUUUGGUCUAACUUGAAACACUUGAGUUGGUCAUGAUGCCACGGUAGUGGCUUUAAAUAAGCCUGUCUCGUGUGAUUGUGUUAAUCAGUUGAUCUGAUUAGAAGGGUUUCGCACAUACGCAUUGUCAGCUUUCUCUGAUGCAGAUGAAUUGACUAGCCAAUCAGCUUCUAUGGACAUCCUCAUUUCAGCCUACUUAAUCGUAAUUUGCCAUGAAGCUCAUGUCAUUUGGUUUGCAAGCCAAUCAGAGAGACGAUAUCUUGAAAUGUCUUUGUAUUCACCCAGGUAAAAUCCUGGCCCUUCAUAUUUGAAUUACUCUUGUAUAUGGUUACAGUUCCCACAAUUGAUUCAUUUAAAGCAAUAGCAUUCUCUAAUGAGCCAUAUGAAUGUUGUGGCCAUAGGAUUUUUUUUUUUUUCCAUUUGGUGUUUUAUGCAUAUCUUAUAUAUUCUCUAAUGGGUCCAUAUGAAUAAUGUGAUGCUUAGAGAGAGGGGUUUCUGCUCGGCUGUUAAAUCUUUAGUAGUGCUUUUGUCUUCUUCUUCU
Molecule: messenger RNA, 2389 nt
Organism: Magnolia sinica
Lineage: Eukaryota; Viridiplantae; Streptophyta; Magnoliopsida; Magnoliales; Magnoliaceae
Product: pentatricopeptide repeat-containing protein At1g80880, mitochondrial
Exons: 2
Coding region: 40-1698 (552 amino acids)
Molecular function (GO): protein binding
Source: RefSeq, a predicted model, not a curated record